Iphiclides podalirius (scarce swallowtail) is the source of this 312-nucleotide messenger RNA. The record is from the annotation of a GenBank genome assembly. NCBI's taxonomy places the organism in Eukaryota, Metazoa, Arthropoda, Insecta, Lepidoptera, Papilionidae.
AUGAAACGGCAACACAAGGGGGCGGCUGAAGCGUGCGGGAGGGAAAGACACGUCCGUAGAGACAAAGUUGUGCGAAUGAAACGGCAAAACUAUGCGGCUGAAGCGUGCGCGAGUGAAAGGGACGUCCGUCGAGACAAAGAUGUGCGAAUGAAACGGCAACACAAGGGGGCGGCUGAAGCGUGCGCGAGGGAAAGAGACGUCCGUAGAGACAAAGUUGUGCGAAUGAAACGGCAAAACUAUGCGGCUGAAGCGUGCGCGAGUGAAAGGGACGUCCGUCGAGACAAAGUUGUACGAAUGAAACGGCAAUACAAC